Dunckerocampus dactyliophorus (ringed pipefish) is the source of this 7508-nucleotide messenger RNA. It is a transcript of the gene plxna3, whose product is annotated as plexin A3. Lineage: Eukaryota; Metazoa; Chordata; Actinopteri; Syngnathiformes; Syngnathidae. The transcript has 38 exons. Gene Ontology annotation, molecular function: semaphorin receptor activity; protein binding. Gene Ontology annotation, cellular component: semaphorin receptor complex. Gene Ontology annotation, biological process: regulation of cell shape; regulation of GTPase activity; semaphorin-plexin signaling pathway involved in axon guidance. The record is from RefSeq and is a predicted model, not a curated record. The coding region runs from base 280 to 5985 and encodes 1901 amino acids.
ACAUACACAGCCACACUGUGGGACGCGGCAGGUUGUGUUCGGUUCGUGUCUUCUCUGGAUUUAUUCCUCGUGUGGUACCGGUACCAAUAGGUACCGAAGGCACUUUGUCAGCUUACAGAAUACUAUACCACUUCUGAUACCGGCUGCUCUCGCGCCUCCUUAAUGAGACUCUUUGGAUUCCUUUUUGUCCAUCCUGACUCCUUGCAGCCAUGACCUGCUGACACUCUUCAUCCACCUGUGGACAGCACCUCCUCUUUUCUCCCUCCUCCGCUUCCCGCCAUGUUUGCUUCUCUUCUCCACUUCCUCUUCUCCUCCCUCUCACUCCUCCUGCUCUCUUCACCCCUCCUCUCUGCUCCGGCGGCGCCUCCUCCCCCCCUGGUGGCGGCAGGUGGCAGAGCGGUGUACCAAGUGUUUGACACCUCCCUCACCCACCUGACCGUCCACAAGAGGACGGGUGAGGUUUUUGUCGGAGCUGUCAACCGGGUCCUCAAACUGUCGGCCAACCUGACCGAGAUGAGGAGCCACAUGACCGGACCGGUGGAGGAUAACGCAAAGUGUUACCCACCGCCCAGCGUCAGGGCCUGCGCUCACCGCCUGGAGUCGCUGGACAACGUGAACAAGCUCCUCCUGGUGGACUAUCACGGGAACAGACUGGUGGCGUGUGGCUCCAUCUGGCAGGGCGUCUGUCAGUUUCUUCGGCUGGAGGACCUCUUCAAACUGGGGGAGCCUCACCACCGCAAAGAGCACUAUCUGUCUGGUGCCAGAGAGGCUGACGGAAUGGCAGGCGUAGUUGUUGGCGAGGACGACUGGACAAGCGACCCCAAGAAGAAGAAAGCAACGAAGGACGGCAGCCGUCUCUUCAUCGGCGCCGCCAUUGACGGAAAGUCUGAGUACUUUCCGACGCUGUCCAGCAGGAAGUUGGUGGCUGAUGAAGAGAGCGUCAACAUGUUCUCACUGGUCUACCAGGACGAGUUUGUCUCCUCUCAGAUCAAGAUCCCGUCUGACACGCUGUCCCUCUACCCGGCCUUUGACAUCUAUUACGUCUACGGCUUCUCCAGCCGCACCUAUGUCUACUUCCUGACUCUGCAGCUGGACACGCAGCUGACGCAGAUGGAUGCCGGCGGAGAAAAAUUCUUCACCUCCAAGAUUGUGAGGAUGUGCUCCAACGACACCGAAUUCUACUCUUACGUGGAAUUUCCUCUGGGAUGCACUAAGGACGGUGUAGAAUACCGACUGGUCCAGGCCGCUUACAAGCAGAAACCGGGACGACGCUUAGCUCAGGCACUGGGCCUGUCGGAGGACGACGACAUCCUGUUUGUCAUCUUCUCCCAGGGUCAGAAGAACCGCUCCAACCCGCCUAGAGAGACAGUCUUGUGUCUGUUCACACUGCAUGACAUCAACCUAGCCAUGAGGGAAAGAAUACGCUCAUGUUAUCGUGGCGAGGGACGACUUUCAUUACCGUGGUUACUCAACAAGGAGCUGCCCUGCAUUCAUACACCCAAGCAGAUCGGAGAUGACUUCUGUGGUCUGGUGUUAAAUCAGCCACUGGGGGGUCUGCGAGUCAUCGAGGGCAGCCCGUUGUUCGAGGACCGUACAGAGGGCAUGGGCGCGGUGGCGGCGUACACAUACGGCGAGCACACAGUGGUUUUUGUGGGAACACGCAGUGGCCAACUAAAGAAGAUCCGCGUAGAUGGAGUCCCGCCGCCUUCCUACAAUGCUUUGCUGUAUGAGACGGUGACCGUGGUGGAAGGCAAAUCCAUCCUGAGAGACAUGAUGUUUAGUCCAGAUCAGCUGUACAUCUACCUGCUCAGUGACAGACAGGUGAGCAGAUUUCCUGUGGAGACAUGUGAGCAGUAUCAGUCUUGUUCCGACUGUCUGUCCUCAGGAGACCCUCACUGUGGAUGGUGUGUCCUCUACAGCAAAUGUUCCAGACAGGAAGAAUGUGAAAAGUGGGCGGAGCCUCAACACUUCAACACCCAGCUAGAGCAGUGUGUCAACAUCUCUGUUACCCCUAGCAAUAUGUCUGUCACCGCACCCGCCACACAGCUGACCAUAUACGUGCACAAUGUGCCCAUGCUGUUGGGUGGGGUGUCCUGUGUCUUCGAGGACAUCAGCGAAACCCCGGCAGAGGUCAUGGCCAAAGAUCAGGUGACAUGCACUUCCCCAACGCUAAGAGACCUGCCGGCACAUUCUUACGGAGAGAAACGAGACGUCCAACUCAGUCUUCGAUCCAGUGAGACGGGACGCAACUUCAUCAGCACCAACCUGACCUUCUAUAAUUGCUCCGUGCUCAACUCGUGCACGUCCUGUGUGAGCAGCAUGUUUCCGUGUCAUUGGUGCAAAUAUCGUCAUAUGUGCACCAACAACCUAGAGGACUGCUCCUUCCUGGAGGGGCGGGUCAGCACUUCCCAGGGCUGUCCUCAGAUUGUACCCACGUCAGACAUCCUUGUUCCGGCCGGUCUGGUUCGUCCAAUCACGUUGCGAGCCCGUAACCUUCCUCAGCCUCAGUCGGGACAGAAGAACUACGAGUGUGUGUUCCACAUUCAAGGAAAAGUCCAACGUGUCCCGGCAGUUCGCUUCAACUCGUCCUGCAUCCAGUGUCAGAACACCUCGUACUGGUAUGAGGGCACAGAGGCCGCUGACCUUCCAGUGGACUUCAACAUCGUCUGGGAUGGGGACUUCUUGAUUGACAAGCCGGCGUCCAUGAAAGCGUUAUUGUACAAGUGCGAGGCGCAGCGCUCCAGCUGCGGUCAGUGCCUAAAAGCCCCACCCUCCUUCGAAUGCGGCUGGUGUGGCGAGAAUAGGAAGUGCGUGCUGCGUCAGCACUGCGCCGCGCCUGAGCACAGCUGGAUGCAUCACGGACGCCACAACGUGCGCUGUAGCCACCCGCGCAUCACCAAGAUUUCCCCACUGACGGGCCCUCGCGAGGGAGGUACCCUCGUGACCAUUGAGGGGGAGAACCUGGGCCUGCAGGUGAAGGAGAUUACGCAUGUUCAAGUGGCUGGCGUACGCUGUAACCCUGUCCCAUUGUUGUAUGUCAGCGCCGAGAGGGUGGUGUGUGACAUGGCGGAGGCAUUGCUGCCUCACUCUCCAGGCGGUUCUGUGGAGCUGUGUAUCGGCGUGUGCAGUGCCGAGUACCGCACCAUGUCCACUCAGACGUAUGCCUUUGUGAGUCCCAGUUUCAGCAGUGUAGGUCCAGAGAGAGGUCCAGUUUCCGGGGGAACCAGACUGACAGUGAAGGGUCGAAACCUGGACGCCGGCAGCAGUGUGUCCGUCUUCAUCGACAAAGACGAGUGUCUCUUUGUCAAACGCACCAAUCGAGAAGUAGUCUGCAUCACUCCUGCCUCCCCAUCCGGUGUAGGACCUGCCCCCAUCCGCCUGAUGAUUGACAAGGCGGAAGUGACCAGCUCUGAGACCAAAUACAUGUACACGGAGGACCCCACCAUCACUGCCAUCGAACCUAACUGGACCAUCCUCAAUGGCAGCACGGUGAUCACUGUUACAGGAACCAACCUGCUCACCAUACAGGAGCCCAAAAUCAGAGCGAAAUAUGGUGGCGUGGAGACCAACAAUUUCUGCACUGUGGUCAAUGACAGCGCCAUGACGUGUUUGGCUCCUGGACUGGUCUUCGGCAAAACAAAGCCACCAGAGGGGGGCCUGCGUGCUGACGAGUUUGGCUUCAUCUUGGAUCAGGUGUCUUCUCUGCUGGUGCUUAACUCCACCCCCUUCACACAUUACCCCAACCCUAUCUUUGACCCCCUGGGGACCUCUGGGAUUUUGGAGGUCAAACCAGGUUCACCCAUCAUCCUCAAGGGAAAGAACCUGGUCCCACCUGCCCCGGGCAACAGCCGUCUUAACUACACAGUCCUGAUUGGAGAGUCUCCAUGCUUGUUGACGGUUUCGGAACAUCAGCUGCUCUGUGAUUCGCCGGAACUGACGGGGGAGCAACGCGUGGUGAUCCUGGUGGGAGGUCUGGAAUUCUCCCCAGGAACACUGCACAUUUAUUCGGACAGCGCUCUCACAUUGCCCGCCAUCAUCGGCAUCGGAGUGGGCGGUGGCGUGCUGCUGGUGGCCAUCAUCGCUGUGCUCAUUGCCUACAAGAGGAAGACCCGCGACGCUGACCGCACGCUGAAACGUCUCCAGCUGCAGAUGGACAACCUUGAAAGCAGGGUGGCACUAGAGUGCAAGGAGGCAUUUGCAGAGCUGCAGACUGACAUUCAAGAGCUGACCAAUGACAUGGACGGAGUCAAGAUUCCCUUCUUGGAAUAUCGCACUUACACCAUGAGAGUCAUGUUCCCUGGAAUAGAAGAACAUCCCGUACUCAAGGAGCUGGACUCUCGAGCCAACGUGGAGAAAGCUCUGCGACUUUUCAGUCAGCUCCUCAACAACAAAAUGUUCCUGUUGACCUUCAUCCACACGCUGGAGGCUCAGCGCUCCUUCUCAAUGCGCGACCGUGGGAACGUGGCUUCGCUGCUAAUGGCCGCGCUGCAGGGUCGCAUGGAGUAUGCCACGGUGGUGCUCAAGCAGCUGCUGGCCGACCUGAUUGAGAAGAACUUGGAGAAUCGGAAUCAUCCCAAACUACUGCUGAGGAGGACAGAGUCUGUGGCUGAAAAGAUGCUGACCAACUGGUUCACUUUCCUCUUGUAUCGAUUCCUCAAGGAGUGUGCGGGGGAGCCUCUGUUCAUGUUGUACUGCGCCAUCAAGCAGCAGAUGGAGAAGGGUCCCAUUGACGCCAUCACGGGCGAAGCUCGUUACUCUUUGAGCGAGGACAAACUCAUCAGGCAGCAGAUUGACUACAAGCAGCUGACCUUGAUGUGCAUCCCUCCGGAGGGCGAGGCUGGUACAGAGGUGCCAGUCAAGGUGCUGAACUGCGACACGGUGACGCAGGUCAAGGACAAGCUGCUGGACGCCGUCUACAAAGGAAUUCCCUUCUCACAGCGACUGCAGGCCGACGACAUGGACCUCGAGUGGCGUCAAGGCCGACUGACCAGGAUCAUCCUGCAGGAUGAAGACGUGACCACCAAGAUCGAGAGCGACUGGAAGAGGCUUAACACACUGGCUCACUAUCAGGUAACAGACGGCUCCUUGGUGGCAUUGGUCCAGAAGCAGGUUUCUGCAUAUAACAUCGCUAACAGCUUCACUUUCACGAGAUCGUUAAGCAGAUAUGAGUCGUUACUGCGCACGUCCAGCAGUCCUGAUAGUUUGAGGUCCAGAGCACCCAUGAUCACUCCAGACCAGGAGACAGGAACAAAACUGUGGCACCUAGUCAAGAACCACGAGCACAGUGACCAGCGAGAAGGAGACCGAGGCAGCAAGAUGGUGUCUGAAAUCUACCUGACACGUCUGCUGGCCACCAAGGGGACACUACAGAAGUUUGUGGACGAUCUUUUUGAGACUGUCUUCAGCACGGCCCACCGCGGCUCCGCUCUACCUUUGGCCAUCAAAUACAUGUUUGACUUCCUGGACGAGCAGGCCGACAAACGCCAGAUCAGCGACCCGGACGUGCGGCACACCUGGAAGAGCAAUUGCCUUCCUCUCAGGUUCUGGGUCAAUGUCAUCAAGAACCCGCAGUUUGUGUUCGACAUCCACAAAAGUAGCAUCACGGACGCCUGCUUGUCGGUUGUCGCUCAGACCUUCAUGGACUCCUGUUCCACAUCCGAACACCGACUUGGAAAAGACUCCCCGUCCAACAAGCUGCUCUACGCUAAGGACAUCCCCAACUACAAGAGCUGGGUGGAGAGGUAUUACAGAGACAUUGCGAAAAUGCCGAGCAUCAGCGACCAGGACAUGGACGCUUACCUGGUGGAGCAGUCCCGUCUCCAUGGCAGCGAGUUUAAUACGCUGAGCGCGCUCAGUGAGCUUUACUUCUACAUCAACAAGUACAAAGAAGAGGUUGUGACGGCCCUGGAUCGCGAUGCCUACUGUCGCAAACACAAACUCCGUCACAAAUUGGAACAAGCCAUCAACUUGAUGUCAGGAAGCUGAGGAGACCUGGCCAUUGGACACUGGGCCUGGGGGCGGGGCCUUUUUUUUUAACUGCACCAAUCAAUCAACGUGUUAUUUAUUUGCCAAUCCAUCAUGGAGCCACUUGAGCGCUGGGCUGGCACCCAAUUGCCUUGUCUGGGGCCACCUUGGGGGGCGGGGUGGGGCAUCAGUCUAACCUCACCAUUGGCCAUGUGUAAAUAAGCACCAACCAGCAAGUGAUCAAUGGAUAAUCACGCCUGCUGAUUGUGUCUACAGUAUAACCCUGCCCAUUUUACAUGCCCCCUACCACCUCCCGCAGCCCUCACUGGUCAACUAUGCUGGUCAGUGAUUGGCCAGCAGACCUUGUACGUGUUUACUGCCUGACCUAUCUCGACUGCGGCGCCCCUUUCGGAACAUUCCAGCGCCGACUUGACCUGCCCCGCCCUUUUCAGGCGGGACGUCAGCCGCCAUGAUGUGAAUACUGUGCCCAGCAACCAGUGCCAUGGAAAGACCGGGACCAGCAGAGCAGGACCGGACUUGGACCAAAGCCGAGAUCAAAGAUCAAAGCUUAAUUGGACUCAAAGAAAACAAAACAGUAACGUUUACAUGAGUCAAAGAAGCUUCUGAUUGGUUCUAGGACAGGAAGGGAAGGAAAGCCACUACUGGACCAACACCACUGUGUGUGUGUGUGUGUGUGUGUGUGUGUGUGUGUGUGUGUGUGUGUGUGUGUGUGUGUGUGUGUGUGUGUGUGCGUACAUGCGUGCGUGCGCGCGUGUGUGUGUUGUGGCACAGCCCUUGACGUGCCACCAUUACUGUGGGGACGAAUGUCUUUUACGUGGAAAUUUUGACUUGUCCACACAACAAAACCACCCAUUAGAUUGUGUGUGUGUGUGUGUGUGUGUGUGUGUGUGUGUGCGUGCGUGUGUGCGUGCGCGUGCAGCAGACUGGACAUGCUUGUGGGAAGAGGGGCGGGGUCAGGUGUAAUUAGUGAAGUCACAAAUAAUCAGAACACACACGCACACACACACAUUUAAAGGGUAUUUAUUGAGGAUUUUGUUUUAUUUAAAUUAUUGUUUACACUUUUAUUUAUUGUGGGUGCCAACCAGCCAGUGUAUGACCUUUGACACUUGAUCCACGUACUUUUGCCGCCACGAUAAACGGGAAGUGAGGAGCAGACGAUGGGAUUUGUCCGACCCCGCCCACUGAACAUGACUUAGAAGGGGUGGGGUAGGCCCCUUGUAAAGACCCUCCCCCUGCAGACUUGUGACUGUAUCAUAGCAGCAGCCAAUCAGUCGAGUAGACAUCCACAUUAGAUUGUGUUGUGGCUCCGCCUCCUUUGGAAAAACAAGAGGCCGAGUCACACUGCAGGAUGUUGACAUUUGUCCAUGAUGUCAUCAAAAACAUUGAACGUGAAAACAUGUUUGACUUUGAAGUGUAACCAUGACGACUGCGUCCAUGUAAUAGCCUGUGUCUUUUUUUCUACAUUGCCAUUGCCUUUUGUUUGUACACUGUGACAUCACUGAAGUGUAAACAAUGCCUCACUU